AUGUCAUACUCGGUGGUAUUGGGCUUCGUCAAGGAAGACGGACGUAUUGCACGUGGCCAUCGGUCACUGUCCUUGGGUGAAGAAGCGCAUUUCUGGAAGGAAAUAUGGAUUAUGGGCUAUGGUACGGCGUACAGUCAAACCUGGAGUUUGUGGAAGCAAAGAACAAAGGAGAGUCUGGUUGGGUGGAGAAACAGCUCUUGGCCUGAACUGGGGUGGUUCACGGUGGCUGGAGGUGAGGGAGAAAGAUGA
Messenger RNA from Penicillium verhagenii, 249 nucleotides. RefSeq lists its product as uncharacterized. The transcript is spliced from 3 exons. Bases 1 to 249 code for a protein of 82 amino acids. The record is from RefSeq and is a predicted model, not a curated record. Lineage: Eukaryota; Fungi; Ascomycota; Eurotiomycetes; Eurotiales; Aspergillaceae.